CAAAAAGUUUCAAUCAAACCCAGCACAGCACAGAGCAGGGGAGCAUCAUACUUGCUGCAAUUCGCAACACCUUUUGCCCAGACACACCUAGCACCACGGCUCCUGUCACUGGCUGCUUGUAAUACUGUAUGGACGCCACGAGACGCAUUUUUAUUGGCGUGUUGCAGCGCUACCAGUGCGCCAGCAGGGCGUGGGGUUCGCCACGCUUCUUUAGUGGUGGACGCCUGCAGCAGCUACUGCAUGAAGCCCAGACGUGCGAUUCCAGCCGCCGUGAGGCAGUUGCCCACUUGCUGCACGAGUGGGACAGCGCCGCUAGCACUACCUCGGCCAAUAAUGCCGGCGCGGGCCAGGGCCAGAUACAGCAGGCGCACGCGCAAGCGCAAGCCAACGAGCUUCUGCGUCUGUGCGCGCGGCAGCAGGCGGUGGACGACGCGAUUAAGGUCAUCGCGGCCAUGGAGCGGCGAGGUGUGACGCCUGAUGCUGACACGUUUACGCAGCUGCACGACGUAUUCUCGUACUUCCCUCAGCCGCUCAAGACCACGAAAACUACAGCCAGCAGCAAGACCUGAGCGGGACAGGGCCCUGGGGCUGCUGUGCAGCAACAGCACAUCCUGUCCAUAUGCCCAGGCUGGUGCUCGCACAUGACGGGAGCCCGUCCGCCAGUGCGCCCUGGACUCGCGCCCAGUCAGACCCAGACUGAUAGCCCUUGAGCUGGGGCCCCGGGGCGAGCUGCGUGGGCGCCAUCACGGACAUGGCCCUGCAGCACGAAUGGAAUGUGAUGGUGUUCAAGCACCCGCUGCCAUCACACAUCGUCUUGCGCUGGCCGCUGGAAUCGUCGGUGCACGGCGGUAGUGGCAUUGACGUGCCUGCUCGCGGUGCAGCGUGCGGUCGCCGACAUGGUUUACCACUGCCCAAGUCCCCGGCCCAGACCCAUGCCGCACAUGCAGACCCACAUGCAGCGGCGCCCAUGCAAUCAGCGCGUGCGACUUCAUACGUCAUGGAAUUUCUGUGGACGGUGCUUGGCGGAUCUCCUUCCGGGCUUGUCUUGCCAGAUUGUUGCUCGCUCAUUGCAUGUGUAUGUGACUUCGGUUAAGCCGGUGCAGUACGUUUGGUCGGAGCAUUGCAGCAGUAUGGCGGUGAGUAUGGUGGUCUGGUAUGUGAACGCGGCCGCAUGUGCCGGGCUGGCAAGCAGGGAUGCGUGUAUGUACCGGAUAUUAGGGCUGAACCGGACGCGGAUCCUUACUAGAUUCCGGUAGGUUGUAGCGUGGAAUGGCAGACGCCCUGUCAUUGAGACAGUCACCAGUGGUUGAGGGAGGUGUAAAAGUAAGGAGCA
This is a messenger RNA of Chlamydomonas reinhardtii, 1333 nucleotides long. RefSeq lists its product as uncharacterized. Gene Ontology annotation, molecular function: protein binding. Lineage: Eukaryota; Viridiplantae; Chlorophyta; Chlorophyceae; Chlamydomonadales; Chlamydomonadaceae. Bases 129 to 569 code for a protein of 146 amino acids. The record is from RefSeq and is a predicted model, not a curated record. The transcript is spliced from 3 exons.